Staurois parvus is the source of this 325-nucleotide messenger RNA. Lineage: Eukaryota; Metazoa; Chordata; Amphibia; Anura; Ranidae. The record is from the annotation of a GenBank genome assembly.
AUCACUGAUCACAGAGCCAAAGAUGUCGGCUCGGUCAUGUGACCAGCUGUGUCCAAUCACAGCUGAUCACAUGGGACGUGUACACUGAACAUCAGGGCACUGAUGAUCAGUGUGCCCUGAUGAUCAGUGUAGCCCCAGCAGUGCCAGUGCCCAUCAGUGCACAUCAAUGCCACAUAUCAGUGCCUACCAGUGCACAUCAAUGCCACAUAUCAGUGCCAAUCUGAGCUGCCUUUCAGUGUCGCCCAUCAGUGCCAGUCAGUGCCGCCUAUCAGUGCUUUCAGUGCCCAUCAGUGAUGCCUGUCAAUGCCCAUCAGUGCCACCUAUC